CUAGCCACUAGGACAAAAUAAAUCAAAACUGUAACCUCACAACCUUGAAAGUGUCUCAAGUUUUAAGGAGAGAGGAACAAUGACGAUAAAAGUGGUUGUUAGUGUGUCAAUGAAUGGAUAUCAAUCUCCACCAAGUAUGGAGAAUUGUAUUUUAGGUUGUUUGAAGCCAAUGGUACCUUGCCUGGUUAAAGACACUACUCGUAAAAAAAAAAUCAUGACCAUUGCAGCAACUUUACCAGGAGUGGAGAAAAUAAGUAUAGAAGAAGAGAAGAACUUGUUGUGUGUGACAGGAGAGAGAAUAGAUACAGUGAAGCUAGUGAAUAUACUUAGGAAAAAAAUUGGAUUUGCUACAAUUGUGAACCAAGGUGAAGAGGAAAAAGAAGAAAAACCUGCUGAUAAGAAUAAGAAAGAAGAACCAGUAGUGAUCUAUAAUAAUAGAGUAACCCCAAUGGUUAAAAUGUGGGAAAUUGGAGAUCCAUAUUAUAACAACAAGUACUCUUGCUUUCCAUUUUGGUGGUGAUGCCUCUCAUCAAAAAAUAGGAAGAAUCAUACUCUUCUCUAUUCCAUUUUGUGUAAUGUAAUAGAGUAUUAUGUUACUGGUGGUGGAGCCAGAAUACUCAUCGAGGGGUGUCAAAAUAUAAAGAGAUAAAUUCACAAAGAAGUCAAGGAGUGACAUAUCUAUACGUUAAAAAAAUAAUUUUGCCUAGAUAUAAUGUAAUUUUCUUACGAAGGAAUGCCGAUCAUUGAAUAUGACUGUUCGAAGAGUUAAACAA
Molecule: messenger RNA, 773 nt
Organism: Capsicum annuum
Lineage: Eukaryota; Viridiplantae; Streptophyta; Magnoliopsida; Solanales; Solanaceae
Exons: 3
Coding region: 80-520 (146 amino acids)
Source: RefSeq, a predicted model, not a curated record